Messenger RNA from Plodia interpunctella (Indianmeal moth), 4772 nucleotides. It is a transcript of the gene alpha-Man-IIa, whose product is annotated as alpha-Mannosidase class II a. The record is from RefSeq and is a predicted model, not a curated record. NCBI's taxonomy places the organism in Eukaryota, Metazoa, Arthropoda, Insecta, Lepidoptera, Pyralidae. Gene Ontology annotation, biological process: N-glycan processing; protein deglycosylation; mannose metabolic process. Gene Ontology annotation, cellular component: Golgi membrane. Bases 335 to 3835 code for a protein of 1166 amino acids. The transcript is spliced from 21 exons. Gene Ontology annotation, molecular function: alpha-mannosidase activity; carbohydrate binding.
UACCUACAGUGUCCUACAGUUAUUGCCUACUGAGGCUUACUUUUGUAUUGUCGGUUUGAAAAAGAAAUCUAUUAAAACUACAUACAAUUUUAUAUAAUUGUUAGUAUUUUUUGUGAAGUUUUACAAAGUAUUAUUUUUGUUUACUUGAAUUUCCAUUCCGUAGAAAAGUGAAAUACUGAAAAGUGAUGCACAGCCGAAUGAAGAGAUAAUUUUUAUUAUGUUUUUUGUUACCCAGACAAAUUUUGUCAACCUUUAUACGUGGCUCGAUAGAUUUUAAAUUUCAGCUACAAUCGUUCUAAAAUCAUAUUUGUUUCAAUACAAUUAAACUCCCACAAUGAGGGUCAGAAAACUUUCUACCUUGUUUUGGACUAUGGUCAUCUUUGCCUUUAUUUUCAUAUGGUAUGUGGUGACGGACCUAACAUUCCGGUUACCCGGGACUAAACCUAGCAGCCAAGAAGUGGUUGAUAGUAAAUGGUCAUCUUUGGAAUCUAAAUUGAGACACAUAGAACAUGAGUUGUCCCAACACAAUGCUGCUGUCGAGGAAAUCAAGCAAUCUGUCCACCAGAUAGCGGAACAGCCACCACAAGAUUUGCAACUCCAUGAUACCAAUAAUUUCGAAAUUGUUAAAAAGGUGGUACAUGAAGAUAAAAGUAGCAUAAGAGAGUCCAAAUUGGAAGAGGAACCCCCAAAAAUACGGCUUCCCAUAGAUGAAUCCCAUUGUGCUAUAAAGAAGCAGAGUAUUCCACUGACAGAUAUUCAGAUGUUAACAAUGUAUGAGAGGAUAACCUUUGAAGACAUAGAUGGUGGAGCGUGGAAGCAAGGCUGGAAUAUAGAAUAUAAAAGCAAUCAGUGGAGCCAGAAAAAUAAGUUGAAAGUGUUCAUUGUGCCUCAUUCACAUAAUGAUCCAGGUUGGAUAAAGACUUUCGAAAAUUACUACAAGGCACAAACAAAGGCUAUUCUCAAUAAUAUGGUGGAGAAACUCUCAGAAGGUUCUAGUAAAAAGUUUAUUUGGGCUGAGACGAGCUAUCUGUAUCUGUGGUGGCGCGACCCUGACACCACAGACGCCCAGAAGACCACAUUCAAAAACCUGUUGAAAUCCGGCCAACUGGAGAUCGUGACCGGCGGGUGGGUGAUGAAUGACGAGGCAAACAGUCACUGGCUGUCUGUCGUCCAGCAGCUAACCACGGGUCAGCAAUGGUUAUUGGACAACGUAGAUUAUAUUCCGAAGAACUCGUGGUCUAUUGACCCAUUCGGGUACUCCAGCGUGCAGGCAUACCUCUACAAGUUGGCUGGGUUCGACAACGCGGUGAUCCAGAGGGUGCAUUACAGGAUCAAGAAGGAGCUGGCCUUGAAUAGGCAGCUGGAGUUUAGAUGGAGGCAGUUAUGGGAUGGCACUGGCACGACUGAUAUGUUCACACACAUGAUGCCAUUCUAUUCGUACGACGUGCCUCACUCGUGCGGACCUGACCCCAAGGUCUGCUGCCAGUUUGACUUCAAGCGAUUGCCCGGUAACGGAGUCUCGUGUCCGUGGGGCGUGGCGCCGAGGAAAAUCAUUACUAAGAAUGUACACGAAAGAGCGAGCGCGAUCCUGGACCAGUGGCGCAAGAAAGCGCAGCUGUACCGCAGCAACGUGCUGAUGUUCCCGCUGGGGGACGACUUCCGCUACGACCGCGCCAACGAGUGGGACAACCAGUUCCAGAACUACGACAUGCUUAUUGACUACAUCAACAAUAGGGACGAGUGGAACACUGAGGUCCAAUUUGGCACACUACAAGACUACUUCAAAGCUGUUCACGCGGAGGAGAAACUAUCUAAUUUCCCGGUGUUGUCUGGAGAUUUCUUCACGUACGCCGAUCGCAGCCAGCACUACUGGAGCGGGUACUUCACCUCACGUCCGUUCUACAAGAAUAUGGACAGAGUCUUGCUGGCUUAUAUCAGGGCCGCGGAGUCGCUGACGGCGCUGGCGGUGACGUCGUCGUCGGUGCCCGCGGUGACGUCGCUGCAGCUGCGCGACGGCGUGGAGCAGGCGCGCCGCGCGCUGGCGCUGUUCCAGCAUCACGACGCCGUCGCCGGCACCUCGCGCACCGAAGUGCACAAUGAUUAUGGAAUCAAACUCCUGAAGGCCAUAAAGACCAGCCAAUCUGUAAUGCAGCGCGCCGCGUACUUCCUCCUGAAACAGCCGGCCAUCUUGGACCAGAGUCAAGAAGACAUUUACUUCGAUGUGGACGACAUCUGGCGGCGCCAAGAUGAGGUUCCCUCGAGGAUCACGAUAGCUCUGGACGCAGUGUCGCCCUCUAGAAGACUGGUGCUGUACAAUGCUCUAGCGUUCGAGAGACAGGAAAUAUUCACUGUUUUUGUGUCCACACCACAUGUUCAGGUAUACGACCCGGAGGGCGCGGUGAUGGAGGCGCAGGUGUCGCCGGUGGCGGCGGGCGCGGCGCGGCUGUCGCUGGCGGCCGCCAGGUUCCAGCUGUCGUUCCCGGCCAGCGCCAAGCCGCUCGCGCUCACCGCCUACACCGUGUCGCUGCGGGACACCGCCACCAUCAACAAACACACGUCAUAUGCUCGCGUGCGGGUGUACAACGCUGACUACUGGACGAUCGACUUGCCAAAGAUGUUCGCGAUCACACAGUUUGAGUCCAAACUCACAACAGAUAUAACUCUGCAAGCCGGCAACGCGACAAGAGUCGUGCUCACCAAGAAUGGACUCAUCAAGGCGUUGGUCUCGAAAGAUGGCACCACUACGCCUAUGCAUAUGGAGUUCGUUAAAUACGACACUGACAAGGGUCACGACAACAACAGCGGCGCAUACCUGUUCAUCCCCGCGGGCCCCGCCGCGGGCUUCCGGCCGGAGCCGUUCCCGGAGGUUGUGGUGGUGGAGGGCAGGUACAAGAGCACAUUGUACACUGUGCUCACUGAGCCAGCGCAAGCCGACGUCAUGAUGGCGAUCUCUGUGUACGACAACCCGUCGCUGCCGCAGACGGAGGUGGAGAUCACGAACACGCUGAUGAUCAACCCGCAGGUCGAUGACCUCGAGCUGGCCAUGCGGCUCUCCACCGCCGUGCGGAACAACGACGUCUUCUACACCGACCUCAACGGAAUGAACAUGAUCAGACGGCGGUACUUCGAGAAGCUUCCGACACAAGCGAACUACUACCCGCUGCCGGCGGCCGCGUACAUUGAGGACGACAACGUUCGCGUCACUCUGCUCACGUCCACGCCUCUCGGAGUCGCCGCGCUGCAACCUGGCUCCAUUGAGGUGAUGCAAGACCGGCGUCUGAGCCGCGACGACAACCGCGGCAUGAACCAGGGCGUGCUGGACAAUGUCCUCACGCGACACACCUUCCGGGUCAUUGUGGAGCCCGCGGAUAAACGCUGUCAGCCGCGGACGCCGGCGGAGCACCCGAGCGGGCAGCUGUCGCUGGGCGCGCACGUGUCGCAGCAACAGCUGCUGCAGCCGAUGAUCAGCAUGCAGUACUCCCCGCGCGACGACUCCUCGCCGCACUACUCCAGCGCGCUCAGCUCCGCCGCCGACAUCGUGCUGGCUUCCUACAGGGCGCACGUGUCCGCCAAGGACAAGGAUGGCAAAAUUCAGCACGGCGUGGGCAUGACCUUCCAUAGGGUCUACCUGGACUCGUGCUACGGCAACAAGGAGAUCAGCAAGUGGUACCCCGUGGGAGACGGACAGGUCCGCAUAACAGAGAUAGUGGAGGCUCGACCGGAUCAGAUCCUCGAGAGUUCGUUGACUCAUGUCCGCACCCGGGACCCGAUCCCUGGUGGAAUGUUAGCUUUAUGUCCCAUGGAGGUGCGCUCCGUGUUUGUCCGCCAGAACUGACUAGGCGACACCACAAGAAGAGAAGCUUUUUGAGGAGGGGGUGAUAAAAUUUUUGAAAUUAUGUCAGUAAUCAUAAAAAAUUCAUGUGAUAGUAAGAUACUAUAAAAGCCCAAAUACCAUGUGAAUAUCCUUAGCACAUUAUAUUUUAAUGGCAAUCCAACUGACUGAAUAGUGACUUUGUCCAAAGAAAUAAUUCGCUAUUUGAAUGAUGCAUUUACAAUGAAAUGUUUUAUUUAAUAUAUUUUUGAGGUAUUGUGUUUGUCUCAUCUGAGCGUUGUCCAUUACUUCUUCAGUUUCGAAGGGCCGGUGGAGCAUGGAUUUCCCAUACACACAAUCCAAACAUUAUAACAGGAAUGUCUUUUAUAAUAAUAUAAUUUAUUUCAGAUUUCUCCAUAAUUUGUUAGUAACAAUUCCUUAAUUGCUGGUGUUAAUGAACAUAUAAUAAAACAAAAACAGUCAAUGUGCGGUUCAGAUAGUAAGCAACACGUGAGUAGCAGUCCAAUAUCGCAGGAUUGGGCUAUUGGCGUGUGACGCACUAGUUGCCACAGAGAAGUCACUCGCUUGCGAAUGAUCAACGUUCCGCGCAGUCCACCAGAGGCACUACUGCAUAGUGGCAACCCCACCAGCACCCGGUAAUAUGUUAAAAUUUUUUAUUUUAUUCACGCCUUGAAGAUUAUAUUGGUAUUUUGUAUGAAAAUGACUGAUACUUAUGAGGGCUGCUCCACAGGCCCCUUAAAAGUAGAAUCUGAGGGUUCGCUAAGCUGUUGUAUAUAUGUGUAUUUGUUUUUAAUUAUGUUAAAUUGAUGUAGGAAUAUUUAAUAUCAAUUUUUUAAUUGUAUAAAACGUGACUGUGAACUUAAUUAUAUAUAUUAUUUUUGAAUCGUGUGUGAUGUUUAUAUACACAAUUGUUUAUUUUUUUCAAUCAUGUUCUUUUUUU